This is a messenger RNA of Didymella exigua CBS 183.55, 474 nucleotides long. RefSeq lists its product as uncharacterized. Bases 1 to 474 code for a protein of 157 amino acids. The record is from RefSeq and is a predicted model, not a curated record. Lineage: Eukaryota; Fungi; Ascomycota; Dothideomycetes; Pleosporales; Didymellaceae. Gene Ontology annotation, cellular component: mitochondrion. The transcript has 2 exons.
AUGCUCUCUCGGCGCCUCACCGCGGCCCGCCCGCUCCCCCGCGCGGCGCUGCGCUCCGCCGCAGUCCCGCACUUCACCCAGCGUCGCACCGCCCUGACGGCGCACGAGCGCGCCGAGCUGGCCGACCCGCUGCAGAACGGCGGCUACGUCAACCCGCCGCUGGAGAAGCGCAGCAAGCGCGACCCGUACGCGGACUGGUGGGACAAGCAGGACCGCCGCAACUUUGGCGAGCCGUGCCACGAGGACCACGACAUCCUGGGCGCCCUCUCGCUGCACGACUACGACCACUUCACCCCGGCCUGGGGCGGCCUGCUGCUGGGCACUUUUGUCGCCACGGUGCUUACGCUGUGCUUCGCCGUCAGCCACGUCUACCCGGACAAGGUCAGCGCGCCCAAGACGUACCCGGACGGCCUCGACGCGGAGCUGGGUGGCAGCCGCGCGAUGCUGGCCAGGAAGCCGGGCGAGGGAUGGUAG